CAGACGAACAGCGGGUGUGGCGGCGUCCUCGUUCCCGCCUCCCCAGCCUCAGUGCCACCCUCGCCGGGCCAGUACCACCAGCCGUCCCCCUACGGAGGAGGCGGCGGCGGCGGCGCAGGCGCAGGCGCGGUGAACAACAACCACCACAAGGGCGGUGCGACAGGUGUGUCGCUGUCGAUGGCCACCCAACACCAGACGGCGGGCGUGUACCGCGGCCAAUGGGGCGGCCUGGGAGGCGGCCACCAGCCGCCCACAGCUGCCCCCGCUGCUGCGGCAGCCGCCUACUACCAGCAGCGGUACUCGGCGGCGGCGCAGGCGCAGCAGCAGCAGAUGCAGCAGCACGCGCAGCAAGCGGUGUCGCCUGCGCAGAACUCGUAUGCUGGAGGCGGCACCACGACGGCCGGUGCCAACUAUAACCAUUCGAAUUCGUACGGUAAUCAAAGAGUGCCAACGGCAACGUCGCCGUCGAACGCCAGCAGCUCGAGCAGCCACACGGGCGGCAGCCAGAGCGGCCGCAACGUUUCGACCUCGCUGUCCAACAGCAUGGCCAACAACAACACGAACUCGUCGUCGAACAAUUCGUCCUCGGGCUCGGAGCAGCUGUCGAAGACGAAUCUGUACAUCAGAGGAUUGAAUCCGGGGACGACCGAUAAGGAUCUAGUUAACAUGUGCCAGCAAUUCGGUACGAUCAUUUCUACCAAAGCCAUUUUAGAUAAAAACACAAACAAGUGUAAAGGUUACGGUUUUGUAGAUUUCGAUAGCCCAGCGUCAGCCGAGGGCGCAGUGAAGGCGCUAACAGCAAAAAACAUUCAGGCUCAAAUGGCGAAAGUGGGUAUUUGGUAUCACCAACGUAGACAAGCCACUCAACAAGAGCAAGAUCCUACAAAUUUGUAUAUAGCAAACUUGCCUCCCAACUUCAAGGAGUCUGAUCUGGACAGUAUGCUAACAAAAUAUGGGCAGGUGAUAUCGACGCGUAUCCUUCGCGACGCCGCUGGCAUCUCUAAGGGCGUCGGUUUCGCCCGCAUGGAGAGCAAGGAAAAGUGCGAGUACAUCAUCCAAAAGUUCAACGGCAACGUCCUCAACGCCGGCAAAGAACCUCUACUGGUCAAAUUCGCCGACGGCGGCAGCAAGAAGAAGAAUCUUUAUAAAAACAAUGAAAACGGGAAGUUGUGGAGGGAUGGGGCUGAAGGCUUGGCAGUGGCGUACGGGGGAGCGGACGGAGGAUUGGGAAACGGGGUGGCCGGGCAGCAUUUGAUGCCGGCGUUGCCGAAUUUCAGGACGUACAACCAGUUCCCUUACGGCCAAUGGCCCAUCCAAUACCUGAUGCACCCGCCAUUGCAGUCGGUCGAGGACAGCUACAAUCUGUCCGGGCAUAUGGGCGCGCCCUACAAGAGCGACGGACAGGGGCCGCGCGGCAUCCCUCUCAUGAUGCCAUCCACCGACACCAGCAUUCCCUUCACGAACAUCAUACCCCAGUUGACCACGCAAAUGGGAACCAUGCAACUGGGCACCGGCUCGUACAUAUCGCCGCAGUACCAGUACUACCAACCCUCCAUUUUGCACGCGAUGCCCGUCGACUCCGAGCACACCUCGAACGCCGCCAGUCCUGACGAUCCCUACCAGGCGUACCAGCCUGCCCCUAAGUGAGCGGCCUCCGAGCGAGGGGCCCCUAAGCGAGGGGCUAUUAAGUUUUUUCGGGGGUCGGAGAGGGUUUUUUUGGGAAAGGGUUGUGGCUUCUGGUUCGGUCGGUAUUGGACGAUGUUUUUCUAAGAUCAUAGGGAUUCGCUUUCGUGCGCUCCAAGAGAUGAAAAAUAAAGUGCAGGGGGGUGAAAGGUGGAUUAGUACUGCUUUCAUUUGAAUAAUUGCCGAUUUGAGCGAUCUUGGGUGAUUUUGCACUUUUCAUGCGAUGGAUUUUCUUUCGUAAGAAUAUUUUUGUUUGAAAAACAU
Molecule: messenger RNA, 1947 nt
Organism: Phaedon cochleariae (mustard beetle)
Lineage: Eukaryota; Metazoa; Arthropoda; Insecta; Coleoptera; Chrysomelidae
Source: the annotation of a GenBank genome assembly